AUGGUGCCCAUUUCGCCCGCAACGACGGCGGGAGCCGUCGUGGUACUGUUUAGCCAGCUGGCUGCAGCAGCACACAAUGUCAUCGACCUCUCUCAGCAGAAGUGGACACUCACGAGUCCAAAUCAUGAAAACAUAUCCGUUGCCGGAAAAGUGCCUUCGCACGCCCACGUUGACCUCUAUGCGGCAAACAUUAUCAGCGAUCCCCUGAUCGAGCUCAACGAUUUCGACCUCCGCUGGAUCGGCAAUAGUAACUGGACGUACACCAGCGAAAUCGAAGGGCUACAAACAUCUGGCAAUCUGGCCAGCUAUCUCGUCUUCAACGGCCUCGACACCUAUGCAGCUGUCGAAUUCUGCGGGGAGCACGUUGGAAACGCAGAUAACCAGUUCCGGCAGUGGGUCUUCGACAUCUCCGACGUCCUCGCAUCCUGCACGGCUCCUCAACCCCAGCUUGCCGUCAAAUUCGGCGCCACUCCCAAUAUAUCGGCGGCCAUAGCUGCCGAGCCCGGCCAAGAGACAUGGCCUGCUGGGAUCAACGAAGUAUAUGAAAUCCCCAACAGGUGGUUUGUGCGCAAGGAACAGUCCGACUUUGGAUGGGACUGGGGUCCAGCAUUCGUCCCGGUAGGCAUUUGGCAGCCUGCUUAUCUCGUCCAGCUCGACGGGGCAGGGUCCGUGUAUGUGAAAAACUCGGCCUUUGACCUCUACCGCAAAGGCCAAUUAAACAACCUACCGCCAGACCAGACUGCCGACUGGAUAUUCAACGCCAGCGUGGACGUGGUCGGGACUGUUCCCGGUGGCGCACAGAUGAGAUACACGAUUGUGGAUUUGGAUUCGCUUGAGGAGGUGAGCAGCGGGAGCCUCAGCGAUGUUGAGAACGGCGGCGACGUCAUCACGGGGAUUACAACUCUCGAUCCUUCGCAAUACGAACUGUGGUGGCCCAAUGGCCUUGGUGCACAGAAGCUGUAUAAUGUGACUGUCGACGUCAUUUACAAUGACGAAACAAUUGCAUCUGUCAACAAGCGGAUGGGCUUUAGAACGAUUGUUCUUAACAUGGAACCCAUCAGCGAGCUGGAGCUGUCUCAGGGCAUCAUCAACGGCAGUAACUUUCACUUUGAGGUCAACGGCCAUGUAUUCUACGCCAAAGGGAGCAACUUUGUGCCCCCAGACCCUUUCUGGCCCCGUGUCACCUUCGAGCAUAUCCAGGAGAUCCUCGCUGAUGUGGUGGACGCCAACCAAAACAUGCUGCGUGUAUGGUCUAGUGGGGCCUACUCACCAGACUUCAUGUACGACCUGGCUGAUGAGUUGGGCGUCCUGCUGUGGUGCGAGUUUCAGUUCAGCGUCUCCCUGUACCCUGUGGCCCCGGCCUUCCUCGAGAAUGUCCGCCAGGAGGCUGUCUAUCAAGUGCGAAGGGUCAAUCAUCAUCCGUCUCUAGCACUCUGGGCUGGAGGCAACGAGAUGGAGAAGGAUGAGCUGCCAGCCGUCAAGUCGCAAGCUCCGUCCCAGUAUGAGCGCUACUUGAGCGAGUACCUGCUGCUGUUCCUCGACACAUUGCUACCUACCGUCUAUGGCAAUUCACACAGCAUCAGCUAUAUGCCCUGUAGCACUAACAAUGGCUACUUGGAGCUAAACUUCAGUCUGCCCAUUCCUUUUGUUGACCGGCUUUACAAUACCACGCCUGGAUACCUUUAUGGAGACAGUGACUUUUACGACUACGAUCCCUCGCAUGCCUUUGACAUUAACAAGUAUGUCGUCGGCCGAUUCGCCAACGAGUUCGGCUUCCCUUCUAUGCCCAGCCUCGAGACGUGGCGUGAGGCCAUCCCCGAAGACCAGCUCUUCUUCAACUCAACCAUGACGGUCUUGCGCAACCAUCACUACCCGCCCGGCAGCCUCACCACCAAUAACACGGCUGAUCCUCUGAGGGGAAUGGGAGAGAUGACACGGGGCGUCCAACAGUGGUACCCAACACCAGCAAAGACCGACUCUGUUGCCAACUUCGCUGCCUGGUGCCACUCCACCCAGAUCUUCCAGGCCGACUUUUAUCACACCAAGAUCCAGUACUACCGCGCCGGUUCGGGACUGCCCCAGAGACAACUAGGCUCGCUGUAUUGGCAGCUCAACGACAUCUGGCAGGCGCCGACGUGGUCAACCAGGGAGUAUGACGGCCGCUGGAAAGUGACUUUUUACGCCACCAAGGACAUCUUCCAGCCGGUUAUUAUUGCUCCUGUAUUCAAUGUCACCACAGGCAUCCUGGAGAUAUUUGCCGUAUCGGACCUGUGGAGCGAUGUAUCAGGCGAGGCAAGGUGGGAAUGGCUCGGCUACGAUGGCCAGCCAGUUGGCGACUCUGAUGCAUCCGUCCAGUCACAGAAGUUCACCGUCAGCCCGGUCAACUCCACAGUGCUGGCGAGGAUGAAUAUCACCCAACUUACGACAAGCGGCGGUUUGCCGGCAUCUAAUGCGGUUUUGAUAGCCAACAUUACCGCAACUGGCACGUCGCCAAACACGCAGGGCACGAAAACCUACACGCACUCCAACUACUUCACGGCCACGCCUCUAAGUAAAGCCAAUCUAAUCGACCCCGGCCUGACGAUUCGCCAUGAUGGUGAUGCUUUUACCGUCACGGCCGAGAAGGGCGUGAGCGCAUUCACGUGGAUCGCGCUGGACCCGAAGGACGCCGGCGCCAUUGUCACAUUUGAUGAUAACGGCUUUUGGCUGAGACAAGGGCAAAGCAAGACAAUUGGAUAUCGUGUCCAUGGAGAAAGCUCUGGCUGGGAGAGCCGUGUCACUGUGAGCAGUAUCUGGAACAAUACUCUUCCUUCAUGA
Trichoderma citrinoviride is the source of this 2817-nucleotide messenger RNA. Its product is annotated as glycoside hydrolase family 2 protein. Gene Ontology annotation, biological process: carbohydrate metabolic process; glycoprotein catabolic process. The record is from RefSeq and is a predicted model, not a curated record. The transcript has 5 exons. NCBI's taxonomy places the organism in Eukaryota, Fungi, Ascomycota, Sordariomycetes, Hypocreales, Hypocreaceae. Gene Ontology annotation, molecular function: beta-mannosidase activity. Bases 1 to 2817 code for a protein of 938 amino acids.